CCGCAUUCAUUCUUACCAUGUCAGUCUCAUCCGAAUCAUCACCGGCAACUCCGUUGCCGCUUGUCCCAGAUUUCGACUCGACACCCUUUGGGCAAAGAAAGAGAGACGCGCGAGACAUCGUUUCCUCCUUCGACCGGAAUGACCUCCCCUCAGAAUUCUGUCCGGAUACUUACAAACGCAUCACCGUGGGCCAAGCCAAGAGACCCAGUUCGGAAUGGACAAUCACCGGAGAUCUGCCACGGACGAUAAUGACGUGGAUGGUUCACGACCCCAACGGCUGGGCCCUCCUCAACAAGUGUCUUCCGAUGAAACUGCGAACCAAGUUGUUCGUCGAGAAACUCCAGAGACGGUUCCAACACGAGUUCGACCGCUACGACGAGGUGCUUGAUGCAACCCAACACCUUUUGGCGGCACCGGCCUGGUCCCCCGAGGACAUCCGAUCCACCGUCAUCCAGAUCGCGGCAAACAUCAACUCGCUGGCGGCCGCGGCCCGGCUCGACCUCGACGAACGUCCUGACGGCCCGGGUGGUACCGCCCACGUCCUCCUCGAGGCCCUGAAAGGGGUUUGUCUUAGGUCCAAGACAAUACCCGCUGCGCCGACCCAGCAAGGUGGCGCUCGGACAGAAAGUGAAAUCAGCCUGUACGACAUCAUGAUACGUCGGCCUCUGGAGGGGCACUCAACCGUGAUUUUAGAGGCACUAGAAAAAGUAUCGAAAACGUCGCCAGGGUCAUUGAACAACAUGGGGGCCCAAUUCCGACUCGUCGGCGACCUUAUGCCCACCGCCGACGCCGCUUCCACUUUCUGGUUGCGAUUUCGGGGAUUAUCUGCCCAAGCUGGUGCAGUUUUCUGACCGGCAAAGUUGGGCACGCCGCGCGCCAAAGGCACGGAUCCCAUACACUAGCGAAGAAGUUCUAGUACGAGAGCGUCUCACAACCGGGAAGAACUAAGCCCUGAAACAAGACACUUGCCGCACAAUAUUCGAGCGGAUACUGUUCAAGCUGAGGCAAAUCUUGGGGCCACGACCCAAGUCACGAUUUCUUCUCAUUUGAGUGCGGGUCGAUUCCCGCGCCGGGUAAAAUCUUCAUGGGCAGCGGCGACAACAAGGUG
Messenger RNA from Cladophialophora immunda, 1108 nucleotides. RefSeq lists its product as uncharacterized. The transcript has a single exon. Bases 18 to 851 code for a protein of 277 amino acids. The record is from RefSeq and is a predicted model, not a curated record. NCBI's taxonomy places the organism in Eukaryota, Fungi, Ascomycota, Eurotiomycetes, Chaetothyriales, Herpotrichiellaceae.